AUGGGACCCAAGGCUGAAAGAGAGUAUGUGAAGAGAGAUAUGAAGACAAGAGCCAACCCACCCACACUCAAGGGGCAGAAGGAGAACAAGGAACCAGUGAAGGAAACUGAGAAGGAACGGUCAGCCAGGCAGAAGCAGCAGCAAAAAAACAUCAUCACGGAAGCCAAGAGGAAAAAGGGCCUCACCGAGUGGUCAGUCACCACCGCCGAGUCCUUCACUCUCGCUCUCAGCACCUCCAGCACGACGCUGAAAACAAAGCGGCCCGCGUCUCUCGUCCGCCCCUCACCGGCCCGGCCGUCGCCAUCCCCCCGCAGGCCCAUCGCUCCUCCCCCCCCGCCCCGGCCCGGGAAGGCCCCACACACCCCGGGCGGGGCGAGGAGUCGCUCCGCCCCGCGUCCCCAGGCGGGGGCGGCCCCGACUGCCAAAGGGAGCCCUGCCUCGCCGCCUCCGCCGCUCGCUGAUCCUCCCUGGGCGAGUACACGGUCGGCCCCCGGCUCCCCGGCUCCGGCUCCGGCUCCGGCUCCGGCUCCUUCUCCGGCUCCUCCUCCGCGGCCGCCAUUUUAUGAGGCUGCCGUAAACCGGCGCGGUCGAGGCGGGACUGAGGGGACGCCAAUGGCGGCGGCUACGCGGGUGGGCUGGAGGCGGGGGCUCGUCUGGGCGCCCCGCCGCGGCUUCGCCUUCCACGGCCGCCGGCCCGGCCCGGAAAGAGGGCCGGAGCCCGAGGACUCGACGCAGAGCCGGGUCCCAAGAUUCUGCCCACCCAGAAAAUCUUGCAAUGAUUGGAUUGGACCCCCAGAUAGAUAUUCAAACCUUCGACCAAUCAAAUUUUACAUCCCUGAAAAUGAAUCUCCAUUGGAACAGCAGCUUAGGAAAUUAAGACAAGAGACGCAAGAAUGGAACCAGCAAUAUUGGGCAAACCACAAUCAGACAUUUAGCAAGGAAAAAGAAGAAUUUAUUCACUCAAGAUUGAAAGCUAGAGGUCUGGGAUUGAAAGAUGAAACAGGUAAAAAAAUAACAUUGAAUGCAGAAGAAAUGGCUGAUUUUUACAAGGAAUUCUUAAGUAAAAAUUUUCAGAAGCAUAUGUACUAUAACAGAGACUGGUACAGACGUAAUUUUACUAUCACCUUGUUCAUGGGAAGAGUGGCCUUAGAGAGGAUUUGGAGGAAGCUUGGAUUCAAACAGAUUUUUAAGUGCCUACUGUGUGAGGAGCAUGGUGCCAAAUGCUGGAGGAUCUACAUAUGUCACCACCCUUUGCAGCUGGGGGAUUACCUUCUAGAAGCAAAUAUUCCACCUCUUGACAACAGUCAACUAGCCGAGCAUUCUGCCCAUUGCACCACCAGCAGCCUCAGAGAUCAUCUAUUCAAUCUCACUCAUUUUACAGACCUAGAGGGGUUGAGGGAAGUGCCUACCCUCACACAGGGUAUACAGUUUCAGCAGACUCCUCCAGCUGCUCUCAAACUCUCAAACUCAUGAACUCGGCCUCAAGUCUGGAAAUGUCCAUUUCAGAAUUGCUAUUUGGUCACGUAUGUUCAGGGUAAGAAAUACAAAACAGAAGAGGCCACCAGGGGUCCAAAAUGGCAUAUAGCAUAUGUGCAAGAGAGCCUAGCCCUGAGCUCCCACAUGGUCAUCGGGCAGGAAUAGAGACAAUGAGUAUACAAGAACAUACAAGGUACAUUCAAAGUAGGUGCAAGAUAACCUUAAAAGGGAAGGCACCAUGGGAAGCCAAGCGAAGCCUCAGUGAAUCAAUCAAUGAGAAUAUACUGUCAGGCAUCAUAAUAAACAAUGGAGAUACCAUGACAAAAUAAAUAGUCCCUCAAAGAGCUUACAUUCUAACAGAGUAGAAAAUCUAUAUGUUGGGGCAACUAGGUGGCUCAGUGGAUAGAGCACCGGCCCUGGAUUCAGGAGGACCCGAGUUCAAAUUUGACCUCAAACAUAUAACACCUAUGAGCUAUGUGACCGUAGACAAGUCACUUAACCCCAUCACCUAAUCAAUAUAUAUAUAUGGGGGGGGGGAUAGAGGCGUAUGUACUGUGUAGACAAAAUGAAUUCAAGGUAGUUUUGAGAGGGAGUGAAUAACCCAUGAAUUCAGAAAUGAAUCAAAAGCUUUGUAGUAAAUUAAAACAACUCUGAGGUACUACCUUACCCCUAACAGAUUGGCUAAUAUGACAGGAAAGACAAAUGACAAAUGUUGGAGGGGAUGUGGAAAAAUUGGGAUGUUAAUGUACUCUUGAGUCAUGAACUUAUCCAACCAUUUUGGAGAGUAAUUUGGAACUAUACCCAAAGUGCCUGCCCUUUGACCCUGUAAUACCAC
Messenger RNA from Phascolarctos cinereus (koala), 2311 nucleotides. The record is from RefSeq and is a predicted model, not a curated record. Lineage: Eukaryota; Metazoa; Chordata; Mammalia; Diprotodontia; Phascolarctidae.